UUGUGUUUAUUUGUUUAAUAUUUUGUUCGUCAUCAUAUGAAAAGAGAAAUGAAAAGCUGCAUAAAGUACGCAGCCGUUUUUUGUUCGAGCGAACAUGAUGACAGAUGACCGAAAUGACAUGAGCUGACAAGAAAAGGGGAAGGAAAAAGCAGCCUACUGUAAACAAAACACUUUAUCGAUCUGAUUUUAAACGAGAAAAUCGUUCUCACAGCAUCAAAAUGGGUAAAAAACAGCAUCAGAAGGAUAAAAUGUACCUCACGUACACCGAGUGGUCGGAAUUUUACGGAGGUCACAAACGAGACUCGGUAGAGAAUGAACAGAUUAAGUUUAAGCGGCUUCCCUUUGAUCACUGUUGCCUUUCGAUGGUACCCUUCGAACAUCCGUACUCUGACAACGAUGGCAACGUGUUUGAGCUUGCUGCUAUCAUUGAAUUUUUGAAGAAAUUCAAGGUAAACCCCGUCACGGGUGCACCGUUGGAUGGCAAAUCUUUGAUCAAGCUCAACUUCACCAAGAACCAUGAAGGGCAGUACCAUUGCCCGACCCUGUUCAAACCCUUCACCAAGAACUCACACAUUGUGGCCAACGGCAAGACAGGUAAUGUGUUUUCGUGGGAAGCGAUUGAGCAGCUGAACGUGAAGGCAAAAAACUGGAAGGAUCUGCUGGACGAUACACCGUUUAUGCGGAAGGAUCUGAUCACCAUUCAGGAUCCGGCCAACUUGGACAAGUUUAACAUCACCGGUUUUCACCACAUCAAAAAGAAUCUACGCGUUCCAACAGAAGAAGAGCUAGCCGAACGAAAAGAUCCACAAGGGCGAUUGAAAACGAUUUCCGCCGAAACGAAAGACAUUCUAACGCAGCUCGAAAAGGAUUACAAAGCACCAGAAACGCAGACGGAAGAGCGACAGGUAGCGGAUAAGUUCAAUGCGGCCCAUUAUUCUACUGGCGCUGUGGCGGCCGCCUUCACCUCUACCGCUAUGGUGCCAGUAUCGAAUCACGAAGCGGCCAUCAUCGACGACGAUAUCGUGCGGUACGAGCGUGUCAAGAAGAAGGGUUACGUCCGACUGCUGACCAACUUCGGUGCGCUGAAUCUGGAGCUGUACUGUGAGCAGGUGCCGAAGACGUGUGAAAACUUUCUCAAACACUGCCACAGCGGGUACUACAAUGGAUGUUUGUUCCAUCGGUCCAUCCGUAAUUUUAUGCUCCAGGGCGGUGAUCCAACUGGUGUUGGUAACGGAGGUACAUCGGCAUGGGGCAAAAAGUUUGCGGAUGAGAUUAAACCGAAUCUAUCGCAUGCCGGACGGGGCAUAUUGUCCAUGGCCAAUUCGGGGCCGAACACAAAUGGAUCACAAUUCUUCAUCACGUACCGAUCCUGUAAACAUCUCGAUGGGAAACAUACCAUAUUCGGCAAGUUGGUUGGUGGUCUAGAAAUACUAACCGAGAUGGAACGUGUGGAGGUGGACAACCGUGACCGUCCGAUAGAAAACAUAUUCAUCCAGCGGGCACAAGUAUUCGUCGAUCCCUUCCAGGAAGUGGACGAACAACUUGCCAAGGAACGUGCUGAAGAUCUGGAACGCAUUCAACUGGAAGCGGAAGCCAAACGGAACAAAACAGCAGGCAAAAAGGGUUCUCAGCCGCUGAAAGUGUUCAGGUCUGGUGUGGGCAAGUAUCUGGACACGAACGUUACCAAGAUUCUGCCCGUUUCUACUGGUGAAACACCCGGAACGAGUGGUGGACCGGAAGCCUCUAAAGCAAAAAAGCGGAAAGUAACUGAUGGAGGUGAUGGUUUCAAUAAUUUUAGUUCAUGGUAAAUUUAGCUACAGUCCAAGGAAUACACUGUAUAAAAUCUAUCUGUUUAUUACUACAA
Anopheles funestus (African malaria mosquito) is the source of this 1864-nucleotide messenger RNA. Its product is annotated as RING-type E3 ubiquitin-protein ligase PPIL2. Lineage: Eukaryota; Metazoa; Arthropoda; Insecta; Diptera; Culicidae. The record is from RefSeq and is a predicted model, not a curated record. The transcript is spliced from 3 exons. Gene Ontology annotation, biological process: protein polyubiquitination; protein peptidyl-prolyl isomerization; protein folding. The coding region runs from base 219 to 1808 and encodes 529 amino acids. Gene Ontology annotation, cellular component: catalytic step 2 spliceosome. Gene Ontology annotation, molecular function: peptidyl-prolyl cis-trans isomerase activity; ubiquitin-ubiquitin ligase activity.